AUGGGCGGUUCCGCCUCUGGGAAAACGACAUUUGCCAAGGCUUUGGCGGAAGCACUCUCGGAAUUCUCGCCUGUUGUGCUGAACCAAGACACCUAUUUCCGCGACUGGUCGGAAUACUCGGAUGCAGAACGCGAGCGCGUGAUCACCGCUAAUCACCCGGACGCUGUUCUAUGGGAUGCCCUCAUCACAGACAUCAAGAAACUACGCGCACGAGACGCUAUUGAUGUUCCUACCCCGGUACCCGUGGUGCACAACGCGGCGACGAAAAGACGAGCGUGCAACCGAGCGAUGUUGUCAUUGUGGAAGGACAUCUUAUCUAUUGGAGUGAAGACUUACGUGAUUUGA
Molecule: messenger RNA, 345 nt
Organism: Geodia barretti
Lineage: Eukaryota; Metazoa; Porifera; Demospongiae; Tetractinellida; Geodiidae
Source: the annotation of a GenBank genome assembly